AUGUCACAAAAACGAAGCCAUGAGAGCUCCAAUGAGGCUCCAGCCCAUAUUUUGACAACCGAGUUAGAGUACCCUUUGAGCUACUUGGAUCGUCUUCUACAGAAUGGUGAACAUAAUCGGAGUGUGAGUUCAUCCACAGUCGAUUUUCUGUUGAUGAUGCUCGACUACCUGACCGACUACAUCAUAGAGAUGGUAGCCAUUGAGGCCUGCAACGGAGGUCUGCAGAUCUACCCGCAAGAAGCUGAAAGAGCAGCAAACAAUGGAGAGCGUCACAACCGAAUGAAGGAUACAGCCUUCACUUUGUUUGACCAGAUACCAGGAUCCAGAAGGAAGGGAUGA
Pteropus alecto (black flying fox) is the source of this 339-nucleotide messenger RNA. RefSeq names its product huntingtin-interacting protein M. Gene Ontology annotation, molecular function: protein heterodimerization activity. The transcript has a single exon. NCBI's taxonomy places the organism in Eukaryota, Metazoa, Chordata, Mammalia, Chiroptera, Pteropodidae. The record is from RefSeq and is a predicted model, not a curated record. Bases 1 to 339 code for a protein of 112 amino acids.